AUGGCGCCGGCGCCGGCUGGUGGACGCAAUGCCGACGAGUGGCGCGCAGCUCGGGAGUGGGCGCGGCGCUCUGCGGACCGCGCCGUGCUGAAGCUCUCGGAGGAGAUCGCGCGCACCAGAGACCACCUGGCGGUGGUGGAGGACGCGCUCGCGGCGGUGGUCGGCUGCAACGAGGUGGCCCCGCGUCUGCGGGCGUUGCCCCCCGCCUUGCGUGAGACGCUGGCUGGCCCGGCGCCGACCUGGCUGGAGACGCUCCGCAGGAAGGUCGCCCUCCACGCGGACGCCGACGGCGUGGACGUGGCGACCGCGGGCGAGGCCGCGCUGAAGCGGGCUCAGAAGGGCCCGCGGCUGGAGGCGCGGCUUGAGGCCGAGAGGGGCUCGGCGGCGGUUGGCGCCAGGCUCUCACCAGAUGCAGCCCCGUUCGUGCCAGCGUCCUGCUUUGCGCCUGGCGCUUGGGACGUCGAGCAGCUGGCGGCUGGUGAUCAGCGGGUCGCCAGCGUGCAGCCGCAGGAGCAGGAGGCCCUCGAGACGGAGCACGAAGCUCUCGGCGUCCAGGACGGCCCGACCUUCGACGGCUCGGGGUUACCGAUCGUCGGCGGCUGCAGCGGCGCGCCCUGCGAAGGGACCGCGGAGGUCUCUGCGGGCACGAGUGCUACGGAGCUGGAGGCCUUCUUCCGUGGCGCCAAGGAGCGGAUGAAGCCGGCGGCGCUCGCGAUCGCGGAAGCGGGGAGCCGAGGUUUGGACGACGACUCUGAGGCGCAGCGCGCCGAGCUCGCGGCGGCCGCCGACCGCCUUGUCGAGCUCGAGGCGUUCGUGGUCGGCGAGAUCGUCCCCGCGGGCCUCGCGCCCUUCGCGGCGGAGGGCGGCCCUGCCGUGGGGGCCACGGCCGCGGCGGCCUCUGGCCGAGCGGCGGUCUCCCGCGGGACGGGCGGCCGUGGCAUGCUGGGAACGGGUGGCGACGACGGCUUCGACGUGGAGCUAGAGGCCGCCGACCGCGGGAGCGGCGGGCCGCAGCAUGGCGGUCCCCAGGCCGCCACGGCCGCCCGCGCCCGGGACCUCGCCCAGCUCUUCGCUUCCUGCGUGGCGGAGAUCAGCAGCUGGGUCGGCGUGGGCAGAGCCUCGGGUUAA
Messenger RNA from Prorocentrum cordatum, 1128 nucleotides. The record is from the annotation of a GenBank genome assembly. NCBI's taxonomy places the organism in Eukaryota, Dinophyceae, Prorocentrales, Prorocentraceae.